CUUCCUCGGUCAGACCAGUGGAUUGAGACACCGUCCAUCUUGCUUUUUACCUCUCUUCUCUCCGAAAACCAGCUCUCACGACUCAUUUCGACAGCAUCGUAUCGACUUUGAGGAGUGCCGACCUCUCUCCCUUUUCGCGCCGAACUCUAAUAUCGUCAACAGGCGAGUGGUGGUUCCAAUCGCGCCAGUCGUCGAUCCUCCCACAUCUUCUUGUCCCAUCUAUUGACUGCUUGCGAGCAACACAACAAAGCAGCUUCAAGUUUCUGAUCGGCCCCAAUUGCUAAGAAGCGAGCCGCCUUACUGCUGAGGACAGACUCUUUCACAGUUGCUGCCUUGCAUUCUAUUGGUACCAGGGAGUCACCAGACUCGUCAUCGACCUACUCCGACCACCACUCUUCGAAUUGAGUUGGAAGUGUGGUCAACGAUCAUCCCCCACCAUCAGUCCCAUAUUCACCGCCUAUCCUCAGCCACAUCUUGAGCGUCUUAUCGAUCAUGGCUCCUCCCAGAUCUUUCCUCCCUCUGCUCCUCUCCGCUUCCACUCUCUUAGUGUCCGCUCAGACUACCACCACAACAUCAAGCACUACACACUAUACUGCCAAGUCGGCGUUGAAGCUCGCAAAGUCGUAUGUGGGGGAUGACUUUCUGAAUGACUUUGACUACUUUACGGAUGAUGAUCCCACCGCUGGUACCGUCAACUAUGUCUCAAAAUCGAGCGGUCAAUCAGCAGGCCUCAUCGACGUUCAAAGCGAUAGCACCUUCAUCAUGCGCGCCGAUUCCGACUCGGUAGCCUCUGGCCGUGGAAGAGACAGUGUGAGGAUCAGUAGUAAAGACUACUUUGCUGAUGGUGUUUACAUCCUCGAUUUGAAUCAUAUGCCCGUCGGCUGUGGCACCUGGCCCGCCUUCUGGACUGUGACCAAGAACGGCUGGCCAGUGGGAGGUGAAAUCGAUAUCCUAGAAGGGGCCAACGGCCUCCCCGUCCAAUACUCCUCCGCCUGGAACGCCACCACCGGUAUCUCUGCCAACGCCACCGGCCAGACUGUCAACACCGUCUCUUUGCAUACUUCCGACACUUGUACGAUUGAAGGAGGGUCGUAUAUGAAUGGGCAAGUGAGCGAGACGGCUUGCAGCGCAUAUGCCAAUGGGAAUACGGGGUGUGGAGUUGAGAUGGACGGCGGCGAGGGCGCGACGAAUGGGACGUAUGGCAGUGGGGUCAACAGUGAAGGAGGAGGAUGGUAUGCUAUGUGGAGAGAUCUUGAAAACUCUGGAUCCAUCAACGUUUGGUUCUGGCCCAGGGGAUCUGCUACCGUCCCAGACGACGUCAAGAACGUCGACACCGCAACCACCAACUUGGCCGGCUGGGGCACUCCCAACGCCAACUUUUCCAUCCCCACCUGUACCUCCGACUUUAGCAAGCACGUUAUCGUCUUUGACCUGACUUUCUGCGGCGACUACGCCGGCGCAACCUACACUUCCGCCGGCUGCCCCGGUACUUGCUCCACUUUCGUCACCAACACCCCCUCCGCCUUCACCGAAGCCUACUGGUCCCUCAACUCUCUCCGCGUCUACACCGCCUCCGGCAAAUCCGUCUCUUCCUCCUCCUCCCUCUCGAGCGGUGCUAUCGCCGGUAUAGUCGUCGGCUCUGUCGUGGGCGCGGCGUUGAUCGUAUUCGCAUUCUUGUGGUGGAGGCGAUCGCAGAGGAAGAAGAGGUUGGGUAUGGGCAAGAAGAGCCUCAGCGCCGGAAGUAACGAACGGAUCCCAUUCGGCAUCCCCACCGUGUCCAAGCAGUCUUAUAAAGACAUUGCUGCCCGCAAACCGCGUACGGGUCCCACAAAGCUCGCCCCCGGCAAGCGGGCGCACGACUAUCUCCCAGGUGAGACCCCGGUCGGCAUGACGCCUUCAAAAAGCAAGCCUUACGGCGGAGGUCGAAGUACGGCGAGGGAGGGAGGGAGCAGCAAGUCGAGCCCGGCGAGCUCGGAUGUCAAGUUGAAUGUGUUGGAGAGUAAGCCUGGGCUGCCUCCUUCUGGUGGACGAGGUUGGGUUGGAUAGAUGGGCGUUCGUGCUUUCGGCAACCACAUUACGUGCACUUAUAGAUAUAUCUAGUAUCCGCUACUAGAUUUCACUUUUCAAUACAGCCUCAGGGCCAAGACUCUAUAGUCAUAUAUCUUGCAUAUGAA
Cryptococcus amylolentus CBS 6039 is the source of this 2174-nucleotide messenger RNA. RefSeq lists its product as hypothetical. NCBI's taxonomy places the organism in Eukaryota, Fungi, Basidiomycota, Tremellomycetes, Tremellales, Cryptococcaceae. The record is from RefSeq and is a predicted model, not a curated record. The transcript is spliced from 7 exons. Gene Ontology annotation, biological process: glucan catabolic process. Gene Ontology annotation, molecular function: hydrolase activity, hydrolyzing O-glycosyl compounds. Bases 493 to 2046 code for a protein of 517 amino acids.